Molecule: messenger RNA, 554 nt
Organism: Salvia splendens (bonfire salvia)
Lineage: Eukaryota; Viridiplantae; Streptophyta; Magnoliopsida; Lamiales; Lamiaceae
Product: protein SODIUM POTASSIUM ROOT DEFECTIVE 1
Exons: 3
Coding region: 27-449 (140 amino acids)
Molecular function (GO): metal ion binding
Source: RefSeq, a predicted model, not a curated record
AGGUGGUGUGUUAGUUUGUGGCAGCGAUGAGGAAGCUGAGAUGCAGCAGAGCAGUUAUGUGCAUGUUUCCUGUCGCCGCAACCGCUUCUUGUCUCUCUUGUUUAGGCAAUUCGAAGAAGAACAAUUUUGGCAUUCACAACGACCAUGAUGAUGAUGAAUUCCAAGACAUUAAGCCCCUCAUCCCUCUCAAGCUCAAGGAUCUCAUUGCUCCAACCCCAACUCCAACUCUUGCCUUCCACUUAAAGCCUAAGAUGGUGGUGAUGAAAGUUUCAAUUCAUUGUAAUGGGUGUGCAAGGAAAGUGGAGAAGCACAUAUCUAAGUUGGAGGGAGUGAGUUCAUACAAAAUAGACUUGGAAACGAAGAUGGUGGUUGUAAGAGGUGAUAUUGUGCCUUCCGAAGUGUUGGAGAGUGUCUCUAAAGUCAAAUAUGCUGAGCUUUGGGAGCCAUGAAUUUUGUCACACUCGCACAUGCAUUUCAAUAAACUUAGAUUAAUUCAGCCAUCUUUAAUUUUUAUUUACCUCGAAAAAUGUGUUCUUGUGGUGUACAAUGUAGAU